AUGGCCCGAGAUUUGCUUCCAACGACACGAAUCGGCUACCUUGAUAACCUUCUCCUCAUCUUCUUGCACGUGGAUGAAUCACGCCCACAAUCAUCUUACAUGGAUGAACCACGCCGGCAAUCAUCUUACAUGGAUACAACUGCCGAGCCUCCCCCAGACAGGUUUCUACCCAAGACGCCACUCGAUCCCCGUACUGUGGAGGAGCGCGCCAAACUCCACGUCAAGCAAGAGGCUGAGAUCCAACGCGUCUUGCCUACCGCUGCAUCCACGCCUGCUGCCACACAGCGCCUUCUCCGCCUCUACACCGAGCAAAAUGCCAACACUAUCCGACAGAUGCAAGACCAACAAAAAGAGAUUGUAAUGUGGCAGCAGUGUUCGCUAACGUACCACCGCGAAGCAUGGAAAUUUUACAAUCUGUGGCAGGAUGCUCACACGGCCACAAAGCCCAUAUCGACGCACAACGCCGAAACUGAUUGUCUUGAUGCCGCUGCCAAUUCUGCCAACGUAGCGAAUUCAGUCAAUGUAGCCGAUGCCGUUGACGUUGUUGACGUCGUGCACGAGCACGAGCGCAAGCUUAUAGAGUAUUGCUUCACCGCAUUGCACGAGCUUCCUCUAUCACAGUACGAACCCAAGGAGGGCGGACUCGAAAUGUGGAUCAAAUUCAACGAGUGGUUCCAGACGCUGCGCCGACUAUGCGAAAUACAGCCCGCAUCGGUCAAGCUUGGGCGGCUGAACGAGCCGGAGCUGGUGCGCGGCGCAGGGGGAGAUCCAGAGUGGCAACAACACCAAGAGAGGAUUGAUGCGCGCUUAUUAGGCAAGGGUCAGGCCGAGCUGCUGAUCUUGCUGGACGAGUGCAUGCAGGAGGUUACGCUGAUGAAGGAGGAGCAAGCAAAGAGGGCUGACGCCACAAAAGGCAACGCAUAG
Plenodomus lingam JN3 is the source of this 924-nucleotide messenger RNA. RefSeq lists its product as uncharacterized. The record is from RefSeq and is a predicted model, not a curated record. NCBI's taxonomy places the organism in Eukaryota, Fungi, Ascomycota, Dothideomycetes, Pleosporales, Leptosphaeriaceae.